UGCUACCGACUCACGUUAAACUUCGUUAUCAUCAGUCAUUUUUGAUAGCUGGAGACAAGCAUGAAAUUACAUGUGAAACGAGGGGAUCCCGCCCACGAGCUCUGACUACCUGGUGGCUGAAUGGACACAAAAUUGGAGUUGGAACUCAAGAAACGAUUCGGGAAGGUGGUAACUUGACACUUAGCAUCCUGCAUUUUACACCUACUCCAGAAGAUAACGGUAAACGACUCAUCUGUAAAUCAGCAAACCCAGCUCUUCCUAAGACAACAAUAGAAGAUGGAAUAUUUCUAAAAGUUCAUUAUAUCCCAAUUGUCAACAUAUCCUUUAGUUCCAGCAUGGCUGAUUCAAAAGUAAAAGAAGGGAAUGAUGUUUAUUUGGAAUGCUCCAUCCGAGCGAAUCCGUGGGUUUUCGAAAUUGAGUGGCAUUUCGAGGACAGAGCCCUUACCACAAAUAGGACAGCGGGUAUCAUCAUUAGUAACCAGACCCUGCUGCUACAGAAUGUAGGGAAAAAACACCGUGGGAGAUACCGUUGCUUAGCAACAAACACCGUAGGCCAAGGACGCAGUAACUAUCAGUAUUUACUCGUUCAAUUCACUCCAGUUUGCAGUUUUACGGAACCACAGUUUUAUGGCGUCACAACGGGGGAGACUGUAAACGUGACAUGUGAAGUAGAAGCUGAUCCUAGCAAUGUCGUCUUCAGGUGGUCAAUUAAUAAUUCUCUUGAUACGACUCUCUUAAGGAACUGGAGUAAUGAUGGAACGCGAAGUGUCAUAAGCUAUUCUCCGCAAAUUCUUCGCAAUUCAGGAUUCGGAAAUCUUCUGUGUUGGGCCCGCAACAGUCUUGGAAUUCAAAAAGAGCCAUGUGUGAUCAAAGUUGUACCAGCAGAUUGCCAGGGUUGUCAUCUCCGUCCAUGUCAUUUCUUUCUGAGUAGGCUUUAUCAGAGACACAUGACAACAACAAUA
Molecule: messenger RNA, 962 nt
Organism: Stegodyphus dumicola
Lineage: Eukaryota; Metazoa; Arthropoda; Arachnida; Araneae; Eresidae
Product: protein turtle-like
Molecular function (GO): protein binding
Source: RefSeq, a predicted model, not a curated record